This is a messenger RNA of Hydra vulgaris (swiftwater hydra), 1370 nucleotides long. RefSeq names its product serine/threonine-protein phosphatase PGAM5, mitochondrial. Lineage: Eukaryota; Metazoa; Cnidaria; Hydrozoa; Anthoathecata; Hydridae. Gene Ontology annotation, cellular component: mitochondrion. The record is from RefSeq and is a predicted model, not a curated record. Gene Ontology annotation, biological process: peptidyl-threonine dephosphorylation; positive regulation of mitochondrial fission. Gene Ontology annotation, molecular function: protein serine/threonine phosphatase activity.
ACUAUAUUAUAGUUUUUAGAAUUAUACCAACAAUAAUAAACGAAUGGCUACCCAUAUACCUUAAAAAUGUCUAAACUGCGUAUGGCUGUUUCACGUUUGUUAGCACUUGGUGGACUCACAGCUGUAUCAGGAACAUCAUAUGUUCUUUACAAAUAUUCAUCACUUAAUGAGAAAGUUGAUUGCAGAGGUGCUGUAUAUGGAAAGAAAGAUUUUGAGCCUGUGCUAAACUCACAAGUAAAAUGGGAUGAUGAUUGGGAUUGCAGAAAAAUACAGAUUAAAAAAGAUUUAUUAAGUCUAGAGCCUCAAGAAAUUACUCAUUCACUAAAAAAUGUUGAUGAAAAACCUAAACCUACUGCUACAAGACAUGUUCUAUUAGUUAGACAUGGUCAAUAUAUAACAAAAGAUUCAGAUGAGGAAAGAAUUUUAACUGAUAUUGGAAGACAACAAGCUGCUGCAACAGGGGUCAGGUUGAAGUCUUUAAAUAUUUCAUUUAACAAAAUAACUGUUUCGACAAUGACACGUGCAAAGGAAACUGGAGUUAUAAUUAGCGAUCAGAUGCCAGAAGUUCCAAUUGAGUAUUGCUCUUUAAUAAGAGAAGGUGCACCAUAUCCUCCAGAACCACCAUCGAAAUCUUGGAAUCCAGAGCGUUGGGUAACAUUUUACAAAGAUAAUCCAAGGAUAGAAGGGGCUUUCCGAAAAUACUUUCAUCGUGCUGAUUCUUCUCAGAAAGAAGACAGUUUUGAGGUGCUAGUAUGCCACGGAAAUGUUAUCAGAUAUUUUGUUUGCAGAGCUUUGCAGUUUCCACCUGAGGGUUGGUUGCGUAUGAGUAUUGGUAAUUGUGGCAUUACUUGGCUUACUAUUCGACCGAAUGGCAGUGUUUCUUUGCGUGGGUUAGGUGAUGUUGGACAUCUACCACCUGAGCUUAUAACGUUUAACUAAAUUUAUAUAAAAUGAAGUUGAAAGGCGUUGAAAAACAGCUGUUUUUAAGCUCGUUUAAAAUGUUGUACUGUUCCAACAAUUGGCGCAGUUUAUAUUUGUUGGUCUCGAGAAAGUAUCGAUUUUUUUCAUUGUUUCGAAAGACGUUUUUUCUCCCGCAUCGCACCGCUUUCUAACGUUUCGUUAAAUUUAAUGAGUAAAAACAACAAAGUUUCUGCAAUUAACUUUUUGAAUUUUUAUAUAUAUAUAUAUACAUAUAGUAUUUCAAAUACAAAUUGUUAAUUGCAAAAAGGUAAUGUUGUUAUAUUUUCCUCAAACUAUAAUAAACUGAAAGUAGCAAACUUUUAAAAGUAGACAAUUUUUCUUACACGUCAUUUUGAUGAGUGAGAAGUUGCAGUUCAAAGAUUUUCACUGAAAAAUUUAAUUUUUAAGAA